This is a messenger RNA of Talpa occidentalis (Iberian mole), 6570 nucleotides long. It is a transcript of the gene CYFIP2, whose product is annotated as cytoplasmic FMR1 interacting protein 2. The transcript has 32 exons. Gene Ontology annotation, cellular component: neuron projection; synapse. The record is from RefSeq and is a predicted model, not a curated record. Gene Ontology annotation, biological process: cell morphogenesis; regulation of actin filament polymerization; apoptotic process. The coding region runs from base 72 to 3908 and encodes 1278 amino acids. NCBI's taxonomy places the organism in Eukaryota, Metazoa, Chordata, Mammalia, Eulipotyphla, Talpidae. Gene Ontology annotation, molecular function: small GTPase binding.
CGGGGCCUGCGACGCCUCGGGCGGCUCCCCGGACCUGCCGCAGACCCAGCGCGAAAUAGGAAAGCUCAGCCAUGACCACCCAUGUCACCCUGGAGGAUGCCCUGUCCAACGUGGACCUGCUGGAAGAGCUGCCUCUGCCUGACCAGCAGCCAUGCAUCGAGCCGCCACCUUCCUCCAUCAUGUACCAGGCGAACUUUGACACCAACUUCGAGGAUAGGAAUGCCUUUGUCACGGGCAUCGCAAGGUACAUCGAGCAGGCCACGGUGCACUCCAGCAUGAACGAAAUGCUGGAGGAAGGACAUGAGUACGCGGUCAUGCUGUACACCUGGCGCAGCUGUUCCCGAGCCAUCCCCCAGGUCAAGUGCAAUGAGCAGCCCAACCGUGUGGAGAUCUAUGAGAAGACAGUGGAGGUGCUGGAGCCUGAGGUCACCAAGCUCAUGAAGUUCAUGUACUUCCAGCGCAAGGCCAUCGAGCGCUUCUGCAGCGAGGUGAAGCGACUGUGCCAUGCCGAGCGCAGGAAGGACUUUGUGUCCGAGGCCUACCUGCUGACCUUGGGCAAGUUCAUCAACAUGUUCGCUGUCCUGGACGAGCUGAAGAACAUGAAGUGCAGCGUCAAGAAUGACCACUCUGCCUACAAGAGGGCAGCACAGUUCCUGAGGAAGAUGGCGGAUCCCCAGUCCAUCCAGGAGUCACAGAACCUGUCCAUGUUCUUGGCAAACCACAACAGAAUCACCCAGUGUCUCCAUCAGCAACUGGAAGUUAUCCCCGGCUACGAGGAGCUGCUGGCCGACAUCGUCAACAUCUGUGUGGAUUACUAUGAGAACAAGAUGUACCUGACCCCCAGUGAGAAGCACAUGCUCCUUAAGGUCAUGGGCUUUGGUCUCUACCUGAUGGAUGGAAACGUCAGUAACAUUUACAAACUGGACGCCAAGAAGAGAAUCAACCUCAGCAAAAUUGAUAAGUUCUUUAAGCAGCUGCAGGUGGUACCCCUCUUCGGCGACAUGCAGAUAGAGCUGGCCAGAUACAUUAAGACCAGUGCUCACUAUGAAGAGAACAAGUCCAAGUGGACGUGCACGCAGAGUAGCAUCAGCCCCCAGUACAACAUCUGCGAGCAGAUGGUGCAGAUCCGGGACGACCACAUCCGCUUCAUCUCUGAACUAGCACGCUACAGCAACAGUGAGGUGGUGACGGGCUCUGGGCUGGACAGCCAGAAGUCGGAUGAGGAGUACCGGGAGCUCUUCGACCUCGCCCUGCGGGGCCUGCAGCUGUUGUCCAAGUGGAGCGCCCACGUCAUGGAAGUGUACUCCUGGAAGCUGGUGCACCCCACAGACAAGUUCUGUAACAAGGAUUGCCCGGGCACAGCUGAGGAGUAUGAGAGAGCCACGCGCUACAACUACACCAGUGAGGAAAAGUUCGCCUUUGUGGAGGUGAUUGCCAUGAUCAAGGGGCUGCAAGUGCUCAUGGGCAGGAUGGAGAGUGUCUUUAACCAGGCCAUCAGGAACACCAUCUACGCAGCCCUGCAAGACUUUGCCCAGGCCACUCUGCGUGAGCCCCUGAGGCAGGCAGUGCGAAAGAAGAAGAAUGUUCUCAUAAGCGUCCUGCAGGCAAUACGGAAAACCAUCUGUGACUGGGAGGGGGGCCGGGAGCCCCCCAAUGACCCGUGUUUGAGAGGGGAGAAGGACCCCAAAGGCGGGUUUGACAUCAAGGUGCCCCGGCGUGCCGUGGGACCAUCCAGCACACAGGCCUGCCAGUGGUCCCCGCGGGCUUUGUUUCACCCCACUGGUGGCACACAGGGCCGAAGAGGCUGCCGAUCCCUGCUGUACAUGGUACGGACUAUGCUGGAAUCCCUCAUUGCCGAUAAGAGCGGCUCCAAGAAGACCCUGAGGAGCAGCCUGGAUGGCCCCAUCGUCCUGGCCAUCGAGGACUUCCACAAGCAGUCCUUCUUCUUCACGCAUCUGCUCAAUAUCAGUGAAGCCCUGCAGCAGUGUUGUGACCUCUCCCAGCUCUGGUUCCGAGAGUUCUUCCUGGAGUUAACCAUGGGCCGGCGGAUCCAGUUCCCCAUUGAGAUGUCCAUGCCCUGGAUUCUAACAGAUCACAUCCUGGAAACCAAAGAACCUUCCAUGAUGGAGUACGUGCUCUACCCUCUGGAUCUGUACAACGACAGCGCCUACUAUGCCCUGACCAAGUUCAAGAAGCAGUUUCUAUACGAUGAGAUCGAAGCAGAGGUGAACCUGUGUUUUGAUCAGUUUGUCUACAAGCUGGCGGACCAGAUCUUUGCUUACUACAAGGCCAUGGCCGGCAGUGUGCUAUUGGAUAAACGUUUUCGAGCUGAAUGUAAGAACUACGGGGUCAUCAUUCCGUACCCGCCAUCCAACCGCUAUGAAACGCUGUUGAAGCAGAGGCAUGUGCAGCUCUUGGGUCGAUCGAUUGACCUGAACAGACUCAUCACCCAGCGCAUCUCUGCCGCCAUGUACAAGUCCUUGGACCAGGCCAUCAGCCGCUUCGAGAGUGAGGACCUGACCUCCAUCGUGGAGCUGGAGUGGCUGCUGGAGAUCAACCGGCUGACACACCGGCUGCUGUGCAAGCACCUGACCCUGGACAGCUUCGACGCCAUGUUCCGUGAGGCCAACCAUAAUGUGUCUGCCCCCUAUGGACGCAUCACCCUGCACGUCUUCUGGGAGCUAAACUUCGACUUCCUCCCCAACUACUGCUACAAUGGCUCCACCAACCGUUUUGUCCGAACGGCCAUUCCUUUCACCCAAGAACCACAAAGAGAUAAGCCCGCCAACGUCCAGCCUUAUUACCUCUAUGGUUCCAAGCCUCUCAACAUCGCCUACAGCCACAUCUACAGCUCCUACAGGAACUUCGUGGGGCCCCCUCAUUUUAAGACCAUCUGCAGACUCCUGGGGUACCAGGGCAUUGCCGUGGUAAUGGAGGAGCUGCUGAAGAUUGUCAAGAGCCUGCUGCAAGGAACCAUCCUCCAGUAUGUGAAAACUCUGAUUGAGGUGAUGCCCAAGAUAUGCCGCUUACCCCGGCACGAGUAUGGCUCCCCAGGGAUACUGGAGUUCUUCCACCACCAGCUGAAGGACAUCAUUGAAUACGCUGAGCUCAAGACAGAUGUGUUCCAGAGCCUGAGGGAAGUAGGCAACGCCAUCCUCUUCUGCCUCCUCAUCGAGCAAGCUCUGUCUCAGGAGGAAGUCUGUGAUUUGCUACAUGCUGCGCCCUUCCAAAACAUCCUACCUAGAGUUUAUAUCAAAGAGGGGGAGCGCCUGGAAGUACGGAUGAAACGUCUGGAAGCCAAGUACGCCCCGCUUCACCUGGUUCCUCUGAUCGAGCGGCUCGGGACACCCCAGCAAAUCGCCAUCGCCCGGGAGGGCGACCUGCUGACCAAGGAGCGUCUGUGCUGCGGGCUGUCCAUGUUCGAGGUCAUCCUGACCCGCAUUCGGAGCUACCUGCAGGACCCCAUCUGGCGGGGGCCACCGCCCACCAAUGGCGUCAUGCAUGUGGACGAGUGUGUGGAGUUCCACCGGCUCUGGAGCGCCAUGCAGUUCGUCUAUUGCAUCCCUGUGGGCACCAAUGAGUUCACAGCUGAGCAGUGUUUCGGAGACGGCUUGAACUGGGCUGGCUGUUCCAUCAUCGUCCUGCUGGGUCAGCAGCGGCGCUUUGACCUGUUUGACUUCUGCUACCACCUGCUCAAAGUCCAGAGACAGGACGGGAAGGACGAAAUCAUCAAGAACGUGCCCCUGAAGAAGAUGGCAGACAGGAUCAGGAAGUACCAAAUCUUGAACAAUGAGGUGUUUGCCAUCCUGAACAAGUAUAUGAAGUCCGUGGAGACAGACAGUUCCACAGUGGAGCAUGUGCGCUGCUUCCAGCCACCCAUCCACCAGUCCCUGGCCACCACCUGCUAGCUGGCAGUGACCGGCUGCAGACCCUCAACCUGGAGCAGAAGAAAAGCAGGAGAGAGAAAUCCAAGGCCAGCCUGCAACAUGGUCCAAGUGGACAACAUGUGGGAUGGACCUGAAGCAAACAAGAACGUCCCCAACACAUUUACACCACUCCUAAGGGCUGGGCCUGUGCAUGCUCUCCAUGACAUCUCCAUGGUGGUUUUUCCAUAGUGUAAAUGAAAAAAAAAAAAAAAAGAAACAGGGAAGUAUGUGCUUUUUCUUUCUUUGUUCACUCUUCUAUGGUAAGAACCCUAGCUUUACCCUUUCAUCAUCUCACAGCCCUACCCUCAUCAGAAGUUGCUUCCUGAAACCUCCCCCCAAGAGGGCGACUUCCUACCCAAUGCCCAUGUGCGACCCCAAGACUGAAGUCUCAGAAAUCAAGAGAAGAGUGUGGCAGUGCCCUAAAGUGUCAGCCUGGCCUGACCGACAAGCCUCUGCUUACUGGCCUCAUACCUCCUCUGACUUGCUACCCCCAGUUCCAGAUACCAGGGAUUCUGCUCCAGAUGCCAGGGAUUCUACGGCAAGAGUACUCUUGGGCCGGCUACUGAGAUCCAUAGUAAAAAAAGCAUGAGGUUCCUGGUACUGGUGCCUUGGUAGAUGGUGUUGACUCUGGCCUUCUCUAGACGCCCCAGAUCACAUCCUAACACCGCUCUCAGGACACUCCCAGAAAGAACUCAGGAAUGCGCUCUCCCCGUGUCCCACUGAGUAGAAUCAGGGUGGGAAAGUGGUUGGUAUUUAUGAACACAGCCAGCAGUUCCAGAGCCCUAAACUGAAAGCUGUCUGAUACCUGGGCAGCUGGAUGGGGGAUGGGUCCUUGAUUCAUUAAACAGAUCUGGAACACCAAGUGCUCAGGGCGUGGACACUGGGGUGCAGCAUUGAACAGAGCAGGCACGUGUUGCUCAUGGUGUCUGCCAGACACCAAAUGAGGGACCCCUUCUUUGUAGACUCAUCAAGGAAAACUCCCAUGAGAAAGAAAUACAAAGAGGUUAUUUCAAGAGAAGCCAAAAUCAUCACAAGGUCGGGGGAGUAUAAAUAACACUUUUUUCUGAUAGCAAAGAAGGGUCCUGGUUUAGUGAAUCAGGACACUCGCUGUUGAGGAAGCUAAAAGAUUCCAGGGACAUUUUAUCUGUGGCUCUCAACUCCCUUCAUGUCCCUUAGCUGAGAGUUUGAGGUGGGUGUGGACCUCACCAAGACACAGCUACUCAUUUGCCAAGCUUGACCAUGGAGUCUCCCACAGAGCUAGGGGGUGCUGUGGAGAGGGACAGGAGCCUUUGGGAAGUUGUCGUCUGAUUCCUCACCACCUCAUCUUCAGGGGGAGUCUGUGAUCUUGAACUUGUAAGAACACAUAAAGACACUUGCUCUUUCUUCCUCAGACCAGGGAAGAGAGGAGACCAAACUAUAAUGAUUCUCUCCCUUAGGGCAGAAGAAUAGGAGUGGCUCCCUUAGUUAAUUGACCUAUUUUAAGCCCAUGGAAAGAGCCAAGGAGUGUCCACAGCAAGAGGUCUGGGUGAUACACUCACCCUCACCAGGGAGGAGAGGUGUGGCUCGCCAAGUAUGGUCCAGGGGCCACCUACGUCAGGCUUCCUGCAAUUAGCACCUGUGAUGAAGGUUGCUGGACCUCACCCUAAACCCUCUCAUCCUGCAUCUGGCAGUAGAGUGGAGAAAUCUUCACUUUCCACACAGUAUCUGAAUGAUUCAAAUGGAGGUCUGAGGACCCCUGCCAUAGAGGCCGUCUACACUGCUAACCUUGCCUCUGAGCUCCCUCUGAGCCACAAAAGGAAACCUUUGUUGGGAAGGAAAGUGGGUCAGUGUGGGAACAGGCAGAUCCUCCUGUCUGGAGCUGUCUCUUCCUAAUCUGAUUUCCUGUGUUUUCCUCUUGAUUCCCCAGAGGUAAAGAGAGGGGUGAUGUGAUAGAAGUAACUGGUAACACGCCUUCAUAAACCUCACAGUAUCUCCAAGCUCCUGAGCCUUCUGAAUCUUCAGUUCUGUGCAGGAGCAGUAGCUGGCUUGCUCCUACAGACAAAUGACUGGGUAUGAAGAUGUAGUGCUUAUUCCAUCUUCCUAACUGUGGCUUUUGUGGAGAUUUGGGUCAUCCAGUGGAUGGCAUUGCUCUUUCAACAGCCCACCCCACCCACUCUGCAUUUGUAUCCCUGAAUUGGACCCACUGGGUAGAAUCCCACUACUCUCAAGACUCAAGCUCAGUAAAUUGAGGGCUUCACCUUCAGGAUAGACAUCUCAUUGCCCCGACAUGCCAGCAGCAUUUAUUUAUAAACACCAAACAGGUUCCCUAUCUUUCCUCCCUGGUCUGACUGUGCCCCCCCCUUUUAACUUUUGUGUGUCUAAGAACCAGGAAAAAAAACUUAGGUUUUAAAGAGUUUUAAAAAAAUUCUGUUUCAGAAACUGUCAAAUGUACCAUAUUUGUAUUAAGAGUUGUUGGGGAUUUUUGUACAAUGAAUUUACAUUUAUUUAUGGUGACUUAUAUUUACGGUUGUGAUCAAAUCAUGAUGUUGAAUUCUUAAAUCAUAUUUGCUAUGCAGCUGAAGAUGAAUCAUAUUUUGCUUUGUAUUUUGGGGUACACAUUUGAGUUGAUACACAUUUCCAUCUCCAUUAAAACUGCUUCUGAACU